UUCGCUAUAAAAUUGGCAAAGAGAAUUAAAAAAAGAGACAUUCAUUCAAAAAUGGAGGACAGAAAAUCAUCAAGAUCCGAAUCGAAAUCGCGUACAUCAUCGAGCAAAUCAUCCAAAUUAUAUUCUAGCAAGUAUGGCGAACGUAGCAAUAGCCGUGAAAGUUCCAUGGCCAUGCAAAAAUAUAACCCCAAUAUGCGUUUCAUACGAAAAAGUGUGGAAACGCCCGCACGCAAUGUUACCACAAACUAUUUGGAAUUGGAAACAGAAUUUCCUCGAGAUUACGAUGACAACAUUGAAAUGUUAUCGCGUGAAGCUGAACAUCUGGAGGAACAGUUUCGUACACCCACACGUACCAGCAAUACAGAUUUAACGGGUGUUGAAAUUAUAAGGCCAGUGACACCAACACCGACGCGUAUUGUCAGACCAGAGGGUGUUGAAUUGAAACUACGAGAAUCUCCCAGUACACCGGAAAAAGAAUCGAAAUCAACGCGCGGUGUAAAACACUCGAAACGUGUAGGGUUUAAGGUUGAAGAGAAGCUGGAGGAACAAGUUGCUGAAUGUAGUGUAGUGGCAAAAGGUACCUCGAAAUUGUCGCGUGUUGAAGAUGGUGGCGCGAAAGAUGUGGGCCCGGAGGAGCGAGAAAAACAAAAAUCGAAGGAAAAAUCCCAAGAUGAGCAACAACAAACCAAGGAAAAGGAAGGAGGAGUAGAAGAAGAAGAAAAGGGACAAGAGCUGAAAUCGGAAACAUCCACUACCACAACAGAUGGGCCCUCGGAGACCACAGUCGCUGAUGCUGAAAGUCCCCAAACAGAUUCACAGAAAAAUAAUCUGCAAAUACCAAAAAUAGCCACAACAACAACAUCGUCAAGUGCUCCCGCUACUCCUGUGCCGGUCUCAACAUCAACCACAUCCACAAUUUCAACAAAGGAUGAUGACGAUGAGCCGGUGGCCAUGUCACCUUGUGGUCGUUUCUUUAAAUACGACAAAGAAGUGGGUCGAGGAAGUUUCAAGACAGUCUACCGUGGCCUGGACACUGAGACUGGUGUGGCUGUGGCCUGGUGUGAAUUGCUCGACAAACAGGUGAAGAAAAGCGAAAGGAAACGUUUUCGCGAAGAGGCCGAUAUGUUGAAGAAGCUACAACACCCCAAUAUCGUACGUUUCUAUACCUAUUGGGAGUUUAGCGUUGCCCGCAAGAAAAAUAUCGUUUUGGUCACAGAGCUAAUGCUUUCUGGCACCCUGAAGUCCUAUUUGAAACGUUUCAAGAAAAUCAAUCCCAAAGUCUUGAAGUCAUGGUGUCGUCAAAUACUCAAGGGUCUGCAUUUUCUGCAUACCCGACCCCUGCCCAUUAUACAUCGUGACUUGAAGUGUGACAACAUUUUCAUAACCGGCACCACGGGUAGUGUAAAAAUCGGUGAUCUGGGUCUGGCCACUUUGAAGAAUCGUUCACAUGCCAAAUCGGUAAUUGGCACGCCGGAAUUUAUGGCACCCGAAAUGUAUGAGGAACAUUAUGACGAAUCAGUGGAUGUGUAUGCCUUUGGCAUGUGCAUGUUGGAAAUGGCUGUCUCCGAAUAUCCCUAUAGUGAGUGUAAGGGUCCGGCCCAGAUUUAUAAGAAGGUUAUAUCCGGUAUCAAACCGGCGGCCUUAACCAAGGUGGAAGAUCCCAAGGUAAGGGAGAUUAUUGAGAAGUGCAUAGAACUCAAAAAGGAGGAUCGUCCGAAAUGCAAGGAUCUGCUAAAUUCUGAGUUUUUUGAAGAGGACAUUGGCAUUCGAGUGGAACCUACCUCCACUGAGGCCUUUUUGGAAAAUCCCAACAAUAAUGUCAUCGAAUUUCGUCUACGUUUCCUAGAUCCGAAAAAACGCUCCUCGAAACACAAAGAAAACGAGGCCAUACAAUUCGAAUACGAUGUGGUCAACGACGAUUGUGAACGUGUCUGUGAUGAUAUGAUGCAGGAGAACCUGAUUACCGAAGAAGAUGCCCGAGCCAUUGUGCGUUUGUUGAAGGUGCAAGUAUUUUCGCUGCUCAAAGAACGGGUCCAACGUCAAACUCAGUUCCAGUUGCAAAAUGAAAAAUCCCGUUUGGAGAAAAUUGCUCUGCAGAAACAACGUGAAAUGUUGCCGGAAAAUGUGGAAGAAGAAGAGGAAGAAGAUGAAGUGGACUCGGAGGAAGAUGAGGAUGGCACCAAGGCUAGUCAAAAGCAAUCGAAUCAUAUGCAUACGGGAACGGGAACGUCACAGCUUGUUGGGGAUCAACAGCAAUCUCAGUUGCCACUGAAUGAUCCAAACCGACCUCAAACAUAUUUACAAUUCCAAUCGACACCCAUAUCUUCGUCUGGGUCACAGGAGGAUCAGAUAACAUCACCCACCACAAAUACGGCACCCACAACACAGCCGCAAUUUUAUAAUUCUAGUCAAAUUUCAUUGGCCAAUUCUUUAAAUGCCAUAUUACAACCGGCCAGUCAGCCGGGUCAGAGCUAUUCCCAACCACAGGUACAACAACAACAAAUGACCUUUACAGCUGCUGGACAAAGCAAUGCGGCUGAAAUGGUGGUUCAACAAAACCAGCAACCAUCACAAAUGGAUUUUGUGACACAACAACAACAACCACAGGUGACUCAACAGCAGCCAUCACAAGCUCAAGUGGAAUAUUUAAGCCAACAAAGUGCACAGUUGGUGCAACAACAACCUCAAGGACAAAUUGAAUACGUCACUCAACAGCAACCCCAACAGGGGCAGUUGGAAGUUAUAACCCAACCACAACAGCAACAACAAAUUGAAUAUAUGACACAGCAACAGCAACAACAACAACCCACAAUUGAAUAUGUCCCCCAACCAACGCCUCCAAUGCAAAUGCAGCAAACCCAACCGGAGUUUAUACCCCAACAACAGCAACAAACUCCUCCCAUACAAACACAACAAACCCAACCCGAGUUUGUAUCUCAACAGCAACAAACUCCACCCAUACAAACACAUCAAACCCAACCGGAGUUUGUGUCACAACAUCAAACUCCCCCGAUACAGGCACAUCAAACCCAACCUGAUUUUCUCCACCCACAACAACCACAAGCUAUACAACAACAAAAUCAAAUUAACCGGGAAUAUGUUGCCCCGCAACAGCCACAGCAAACUCAAGUGGAAUUUAUUCCACAGGUUGAGUUUAUAGCCCAACAACAACAGCAGCCACAGCAUACAACACCACCAGCUCAGACCCAACAAGUUGCACAGCCUGAGUUCGUUUCGAACCAACAGACAAUACAACAUGUUGGUCAAACUGAGUUCAUUAGCAAUCAAACUGUCUCGCAACAAAAUCAAAUGGUUAGCCAGCCACAACCGCAACAAAAUACUUACAUCGCUCAAACCCAACUUGAAUUCAUACCACAACAACAACAACAACAGCAGCAACAACAACAACAGCCCCAAAUACAACAUGAUUUUGUUACUAUCCAAACUCCACCGGCCCAGCAGACGCCACAGCAACAAAUCCAGCCUGAUUUUCAAACACCUAGCCAGCAGGCAAGCCAACUUGGUCAAGUGGAAUAUAUGAGCCAACAAAGCCAGGUUCCACAGCAGCAACAGCAACAACAACAAUCCCAAAUGCCUCAAGUGGAGUAUGUAAGCCAACAACAGCAACAACAACUCCCUCCACAAAUGGAAUAUAUAACGCAGCAAAGUCCAGCUCCGCAGCCACAGCAACAACAAACACCACAGGUUACCCAGCUGGAAUAUAUAACCCAGCAAAGUCCUGCCCCUCAACAACAACAACCUGCUACCCAAAUGGAAUAUAUAAGCCAACAAAGUCCUGCAACACAGCAGCAAUCACAACUUUCCCAACAGGUGGAAUACAUAACCCAGCAAACUCCGGCGUCACAGAUCUCUCAAGUGGAAUAUGUUGGCCAGCAAACUCAAGCUUCACAGCAGCAACCACAACAACAGGUUCAACAAACAUUGCCUACCCAAAUCGAUUUCAGUGGUCAACAGGCACUGCCAACAGCCCAGCAACAACAGCAAUUGGAAUAUGUCCAACAAAAUCAAACACAAUCCAUGCAAAUGGGAGGUACACCUGCUCCGACCACCUCUGCAGGACAAUUUAUUAUGAAUGGCCAAACGCAAUACAUCCCAUAUGACUCACAGCAACAACAACAACAAUCGCCAGCCCAACAACAGCAAAUAUUUCAACAACAAAAUAUUCAAUCCUCUCAAAACCUCCCAGAGACCUCUGUUGUUGACUCUCCGGUGUCGGCUGGCCAGCCACCACAGACAACAUUUACAGAGGCCAUAAACAAUGGAAUGCCAGCCCUCAAUGUAACCAACUCAACGGAUUCCAAAUUGAAUGCAAUUUCCAAUGGUGUUUUGGAAAAUCAAGAAACUCUUAACAACUCCACCACCACCGCGGGUCAGGUGACCAAUAGCCAAUACAAUGAAGUUGCCACCCAAGCACUUCCACCCAACACCAUUGCCCCCGAAUCGUCGACAAACAGUUAUCAAGAGAAUGCCAACAAUUCGGAUUCCACAUCCCGUAAGACCAGUACCGCUUCGGAAUACACCACAAUCACAUCGGAUUACUCACCGGAAAACACCAUUACCCCUAAUUCGGUGUUUCCACCACGCUCACAGUAUGUCGAUUUCCUGCAAAAUGAAUAUCCCAAUGUGAAUAUCAUCAAGGACUCGUUGCAGGACAUUAAAAAGGAGGAUUUGGGCAAUAUCAGCAGUGAUGAGUGUACCACAGAAAAUUCCUCACCGCCCUAUGAUUUCAGAGGUUCCAUACCGAACAAUUCAAAUACCCCGGAAAAUAGUAUGGCAGGGCGUAAAAUUUCCCGGUUCUUUGUAAAUCCGGUGGUCUUGCCGAACACCAAUGCUGCAGAGGAUAGUAAUUCGUUGGGGGAGUCGAAGAGUACAACACAAAUUGAACAGCAGCAGCACAGUGGUUCCAAGGCUGGUACAGGUUGCACAACGGCUUCUGUGCCUCUCUAUGUCACUCCAUCGGGAGAGGAGGCAAGUAAUGCUGUCAUGGCUGCCACCAAUGGUAAUACGAAUCAUUCGUUGGAACAAUUGAAAAUUGAGUUGGAAAAUAUAACCCAUGCCCAGGCCUUUGCCUCGGCCAUUGUGGCUUCAAUCAACAAUGAACAUCAGCAGCAACAACAACCACCACAGCAGCAGCAAUUGACACCACUGCUACAACAACAACAGCUACAUGUGCAGGGAGAUGAUGAUACGCCCACGGGCCCGCUCAGCUCCACACGUAGCUCUUCCACUUUCAAUUCCAGGCGUACCUCUUUGGACAACAGUGGCUGCAAUGACAUGCAGAAUACAAUGCCCAUAUUACAGCAGCAACAACAACCAUCUCAGCUCUUGCCCCAACAACAGCAACAACAAUUUUCAGAAUUCCCCUUGCAAACUGCCGGUGUUGAGCCCAUUGUCAAUAUUUUCGAACACAUGGAGCUGCAUCAAAAACUCUCCAAACAAAAUAGUUUGGAGACACCCCAACUACCACCCCUCUCCGGUGGCAGUGUUGACUCCACCAUUACCACCAACACCAAUACCCAACGGGUGUGUGGUCUAAGCCAAACUAGUAUUGCAGAUUUAGAGAAAAAAUUGGCUGCCCUAAGGAAUGUUGAGAUGACCGAUGAGGUCUUUCACGAACAGCAGAGAACUGAACAGGAGCUGAAUGCCCGCAAGGUAUCGCGUUUUUGUGUAAGCCGGGUACAAGAGCAGCAAGCUGCCGAACAGCAGCAAUUACAACAACAACAACAGCUAUUACAAGAACAACAGGAUACCACACCCACACAGGAACAACCAUUUGUGGUGCCGGUCACAGUGGCCAUUCUAAGGCCCACAAUUGAUUUACAGGCCGCCAAUAGUACAGCCAAUAAUAGCUAUAAUACACCCACGGAACUGUUAUCGCCCUCAUCGCUAAACUAUCAGCCUUUGGGCUCGACAGUGGGAAUACAAAAACCAGCCACGGCAGGGGCUGCCGCCGCUGUUGUUGUGCCUUCGCAUGCCCCCACUGCGGCUCCAGUCUAUAACAUGGAACCGGCGGCCCAGUUGCAGCAACAACUGCAACAGCAGAUACAACAACAAAUACAACGAUCCAAUGCCAUACAAGCUGAUUUGCAGCUACAACAACAACAAUUGCAACAACAACAACAGCAGCAGCAGCAACAAUUGUUCAAUCAAACAAUGGCCAAUGUUGUCAGUCAACAAACGACGGCGGCAGGUCAAACAAAUCAACAGUCCCAACAACAGCAGCAGCAAUCCCAACUCCAACAACAGCCGCAGCAGCAACAACAACAACAACAACAGUUAGCCCCAACCACACAAAUACCUUUGCCAUUUGUUACACCCAUUCAGCAACAACCAACAGCUCUUCAUCCCUAUCCCUAUAUACCACAAGAUCUGGUCGAAUCGGCCGGGCGCCUAGCCCUAGCCCAGGAAGAACCCAUGUCACUGGCCGCCACUCAUCCCAAUCUCUUGCCCACGGUUAUACAAUCGGAUAUCAAACACAACCUCGAUUCACUGGUCAGUCAAUUGUGCAGCACCCGUUUGGGAGCGACACAACAUCAACGCCUACUCUUGCUACGUCAACGGCAACUUAUCGAAGAGGAUGAACUGCGUCUGAAACACUAUGUGGAAUAUGAAAAAUUUCAAAAGGCCAUGCGUCAGACGCCCUCCAUCGAUAUGGUGCACACUCAACAGCCCAUGCUCUAUAUACAGCCAACGACCAUAAAUCAGCAAGGUUAUAUAAAUCUAACCAGUGGUUUCAUGCCUUCCCCAUUUGGACCAGGUGCGGGCGGCAUCGGCGGUUCGGGCGGACAUGGAUAUCCGCAUCAUUUUCAGCAACAACAUUCAAUGUUUAAUACCAAUGUUCAGACGACAGCUGCAAUGUCGGGUUAUGCCGUAAUGUUAAAUCCACAAUUGGCCAUGCAACAGCAGCAGCAACAACAACAGCAGCAGCAGCAGCAACCACAAAGCUUGCCCUCACAAUAUACCAUUGUAACAAAUAUGGCUGCUGCGGGGGUGCAACAGCAGCAGCCGCAACUAGCCCUGCAACAUCAGCCCCAGCCACAAAUGGGUAAACAGCAGCAGCAACAAACCACACUUGGCCCAGCCGCUGGCGUCCAAUCCCAAUUUCCCCAAUCUCUGGCAUUUGGACAAGACUAGGAACGGCUUAAACAAGAUGUUAAUGUGGAUGUAUGUGGCUUACCAUUCUUUUGCUGGAAAGGCAAUUGGAAUCGAAAUCAAAUGUAAAUCUCUUUGAAGAAAUCACCCACGUGGAAUGAAAGCAGAUGAGACAUUGCUUAAGUCCCUGAUAAAAUCAGAUACCCAUGGCGAUAACAGAAAAAAAAACUGAAUGAAUAUGAAACGUUUAAAACAUCCCAUUAACCUCUUGUUUUGUUGGAUUUGAAUACCCAAAGAAAUUACACACACCUACAAACUUACAUACAUAUAUAUGUAGUAUAAAUCGUAUUUGAACGUAAAUCCCUUAAACUUCCACACGAACUACCUGCGAUCACAUAGAAAAAAGGUAAUCUAUAUUCAAAUAUAAUACGAUUCUCAUUUCAAAAAAAAAAAAAAAAAACGUCAUAAACAUUAUAGGAUAGCAAAAUCACCAUUAUCGUUUCAGGCUUAGAUGAAAGCGGGGAGAUAUUGACUGAAAAUAAGGUUGAAAUGUUGUUGAAAUGGAAAUAUUUUCCAGGCAAGAAUUUUUCAGCAAUUUUUUUCGUGGAGAGUGAGAUAAGCAGAUAGAAGUUGAUUUUUCAAAACCAGAGCACAGAUUUGCUCGUUUUUGCUUGGGAGUGAAACUUGCUCGUGAACGGGAGUGCUUGAAGAGUACGAGUUUCAUAAAAAGUUUAUACAUAGAUACACAACAACGUUAUAAUAAAAAUUAAAAGAGUGCUCGGCAAGAGUAGAAUCUGCUCAAAUUUUGAAAGAAUUUCGCUCCCACUCAAAAACGAGGAAAUAUGCUCACUCAUAUUCGAGCAUUGAAAAAUGGAGUUUGCUCAAUUUUUUUCUCUCUUUGAACAAAUUCUAGCGAGUUUUUCGGCGUCUGGUUUAAAUGAUAUAUACCCUCUAUAGCCAUUAGGCUGAGGGUAAAAAUACAUAAUAAUUUAUGUCAAACCAUUAUUGCAGUGUACUCUUCCUUCUUUUGGUUUUAACAAAAGUAUAAGAGCAAGAGCGUCUAAAAAAGAUUAUAUCAUAAGAAUAUAUACGAUUGGGUACGACAUUGACGAAAUCUAUAUGCGUCCUAGUUCAAAGGUGAGCUGAGCCUAUAAGUCAAACAAAUUCUAAAAUUACUGAGAAUUUCGAAAAAUUUCGUAUAAGACUCACGAGCUUUACCCGCAUAAAAUGCCAAAAAUUUCGAAAUUAUUUUGGAUUUUCCCAGAAAUUUUACAAUUACCGAAAAAUUACACUUUGCAACACAAAACAUAAUUUCGGGGAAAAUCCAGCAGAUUAUGAAAGUAGAGCUAACAAAAGAAGACACGUGUUGGAUGUUUUGAAAGUUUACAUCGAAAUGUAACCCAAAUUGAGGAGACAAUUUUCCCCCUUUUCAACUCUUUUGGACAUUUUCGGGUUAAGAUUCCCCGGAAUUCGUACAUUUUAGGUAUAUACUGUCUUCGGCAAUAUUGCAAAUAAAAAUACGACAAAGAUUUCGACAGAAAAAGUCAAACCCUAAAGGAGUUAAUAAAGGGAUCUUUUGCGUUCUUUUUUUUAAAUACCUUUUAAAACCUUCUUUUAAAUGUCAAAAUAUUCUUCCAAAUCAUUUGUAUAAAAAAACAACUAUAGGUCCUGGAAGACGUCAAGAGUCUAAAUCUUAUCAUCAGGAAUUCAUAUAUAGGGUGAGAUAAAAACUGCAACAAAGUCAAACGCCAUAAUUUUCACAUUUUUUUGAAAUUUUAUUGAAAAAAGCAAAAAAUGUCGGAAAUAGCAUCAAGAUUUAGAAUAAGUUUAGAUUUGUCACCUUUGGCACGAAUUAUGGCCUUCAUACGGCCAAUGGAACCGUCACACGCUGACCGAAUGUUGCUCUGCGGUAUUUUGGCUCAUUCCCGGCGAAGCGCUUGCUUGAUGUUAUCGAAACUUUCGUAUUUUUUAGUGCCAACCUUGCUUUCCAAAAUACUCCAGACACAAUAGUCCAACAGAUUGGUAUCCGGAGAUUUUGGUGGCCAUUGUGCGCUGGAAAUGAGGUGAGGAACCUCAUUUUGUAACCAUUCGAUAAUAUUCGGCCUUUAUUCUGAUGCCACGGUCGAUUAAUACGAGCGGAGAGUGACCAUCGGCUGUUAUGGCGGCCCACUCUAUCACCAUGGUUGGCGCUUAAGUUCUCGUGGCCAACCGAAGGUGCACAUUUUCAGCUGACCUCUUUGGCAAGUAAACGCGAUCAAUUUGUCUGUUUACAAACUGCUGGACAACGAAUGUUUUCUCAUCGGAGAAAACCAAAUUCGGCAGUUCACCACUUUCGGCCAAGCGAAGAAGCUCUUUUGAGUCUAUUUUCUUUCUGUUGCGGUGUAAGUUCUUGCACUUUUUGGAAUUUCAAUGGCUCCACCCCGAGCUCAUUUUUCAAUAUUUGCCGAAUAGAAUAUUGCGUUCAGCUCCUGAGCCAUUUUUUGGCCACUGCGACGCGGGUUUCGAUCAAGUCGCUUCUUUACUUUUCGAACUAUUUCUGCUGAUGUUGCUGUUUUCUUUAGUCCGCUUUCUUGACGUUGGCUACACUACCAAGCUACUAGUAUCACCGUAACGAGCGAUGGUACGAGACUCAAAAGAUUUAUUCACAUUUAAAUGCUGGAGUGCUCAAAUGAUAGCCACUUGCGGUUUUCAGCUCUAUUUGUUUACAUUUUGAUGUCAAUUUUAAAACGCCUAAACACGUGUCUUAUUUUGUAGCUCAAAAAAUAAAAGCCAUGCAAACAAUUUUUUUCAAAAUUAUUCGUUCGACAACAUCUCAUUGUCAAAAUAAAUACACAUUUUGACAAUGAAAUGUUGUCAAUCCAUUUGUAAAUACACAAAUCUGAGAAACAGAAAAUACAGAGACAGGUAUGCUUGUUUGAAAUGACUUUAACUUCUUAAUUUUAGAGUUUUUCAUAAAACUUCAUAGGUUUUCUCCGAGUUUUGACCGAUAUUCGUAUAAAAUUCCAGUGUUGUUUUUUGGAAUUUCCUUUGACAUUACUUUCCGAUAUUAGAGGAGACUGCCAUACAGCAUUUGUAUCUGUUUUGUAUCCAAAUCCGAUAUCUUUGGGAAGAUUGUGUAGAGAUUAUGACUGAAUUCGGAAAGAUCUGGAAAAUGACAGGUUGGCCAAAUUGGAAAAUCACAACUCAGAAGAUAUUCAAAAUUGCAAAUUCCACAAAUGUUUAUUUGAUACCUUUUCGUAAUUUUUCGUAAUUUAAUAGGAAAUCCUGAAAAAUGAAUUGAGGUUCCGGAUUUUUCCAUGUUAUCAUGUUUCUAAUAUCAUAAGCAUUUAGUUUCAUCCGAAAAUCCAAAAAUUCAUUCACCUCCAAGGUUCUAAAUGUGAAUUUAAAUUAUAACAUAAUUGGAAAUUAUUGGAAAUAAUUAAAUAAAUUAUUAAUAACUAUGGUAUGAUUUAUUUUUUGCUUUAAUUAUUGAGUUUUCUCAGCGCCACAACCUUGCCCAAAAAUACGUACAAAGUAUUUGUAAAUUACAAACUGUUCAGAAAUUUUGAUAUUAGGUGUGUCUGGUUACUUUUCCAGCAGGAAUUGUCCAGCAACUUCUUUCUGAGAGAGUAAGGUAGUUUUAUUCUCUUUUGCAAGGAAAAUGCGAAAAGUAAACAGACGCUAUUCCAGCAGAAGCUUGCAACUAAUCAGCUGAUUUGUCAAAACAAACAAAUUUGUCCCCCAUAAGGAGAAUUAAAACAAAGGAACCAAUACUAAUUUUACAAGUUUUUUAAAUAAAAAUGAUGUAAAUAGUCUUUUAUUUUCUUAUUACAUAUUAACAUUUCCAAAAACAAUUAGUCUUGCUAAUUCCAAAACAAUAUUUUCAAAUUAAAAUCACAAAAAGAAAUAAAUAAACAAUAGAAAACAUCUGAUUGAAUGUCGAUGAAUGAGAAGAAGAAGAGUUGCAAGAGAUUGCAAGAAGAAAUUCGUCCAGCAAGAAUUUGCAAACUCUCACUGAAAGAA
Molecule: messenger RNA, 11115 nt
Organism: Musca domestica (house fly)
Lineage: Eukaryota; Metazoa; Arthropoda; Insecta; Diptera; Muscidae
Exons: 2
Coding region: 52-7155 (2367 amino acids)
Biological process (GO): negative regulation of sodium ion transport; monoatomic ion homeostasis; positive regulation of sodium ion transmembrane transporter activity
Cellular component (GO): cytoplasm
Molecular function (GO): protein serine/threonine kinase activity; chloride channel inhibitor activity; ATP binding
Source: RefSeq, a predicted model, not a curated record